This is a messenger RNA of Ochotona curzoniae (black-lipped pika), 2748 nucleotides long. It is a transcript of the gene MPHOSPH8, whose product is annotated as M-phase phosphoprotein 8. The record is from RefSeq and is a predicted model, not a curated record. Gene Ontology annotation, molecular function: protein binding. Lineage: Eukaryota; Metazoa; Chordata; Mammalia; Lagomorpha; Ochotonidae. Gene Ontology annotation, cellular component: cytoplasm; nucleus. The coding region runs from base 47 to 2647 and encodes 866 amino acids. The transcript has 14 exons.
UGUGUGUCGCAGUCGGUUUUCCUCGGCGGUUUGCGAGGCCCCGGCCAUGGCGGCCGCAGCGCCGGCUGCAGAAGGCGCAGACCUGAGCGCAGCUCCCGUGGCAGACGCCUCCAGCAACGUGGCGUUUGGGGAAGAGGAAGGAGUUGGCUCGGCGGGCGCGGAGAGGGACGGACUCCCGGGAGGAGCGGAGACCUUGGCAGAGAGCGAGGAGGACGAGGAGGAUGUUUUCGAAGUGGAGAAGAUCCUGGACAUGAAGACCGAGGGCGGCAGGGUCCUGUACAAAGUCCGCUGGAAGGGCUACGCGUCGGAGGAUGACACGUGGGAGCCCGAGGUCCACCUGGAGGACUGCAAGGAGGUGCUGCUUGAGUUCAGGAGGAAGAACACGGAGAGCAAGGCCAAAGCCGUCCGGAAGGACAUUCAGAGACUGUCACUAAAUAAGGACAUAUUUGAGGCAAACUCUGACAGUGAUCAGCAAAGCGAGACGAAAGAAGAGACUUCUCCGAGGAAGAAGAAAAAGCCGAGGCCGAGAGAAGAAAAAAACCUGGAGGAUGUGAAAAAGAAAAAAGCCAAGACCGGGAAGGUGAAGGAGCAGCCCAGCACGGACCCCGAGAGCUCUCCCGAGAGGUUAGUUAUUGAUUUAAGGACAAAGAAAAGAAUCUUGGAAGGCAAAGAAGAAUUAAAGGACUCCAAAAAGCCAAAAAAAGAUGAACUGAAGGAAUUAAAAAAAGCUAAAAAAGGCGAAUUGAAAGAUUUAAAGACUAAAGUAAGAGAAGAUCCGAAAGAAAAUAGAAAAGUGAGAAAAGAGAAAUCUGCUGACUCUCCGUUGGAGUCCGAGUUCAGUGUGCUGCAUGAUUCUUCCCACGAGCAGAGUCCGGAAGAAUUACUGCCUGAAAACAGGGAUGAGAAAGACCCGAGAGGAGCCCAAGAUCCGGCGGAGCAGGGCGCAGAGCAAGAGGGCGUCUCGGAGAAAGAGGGGGACGGUACUUUCAGUGCGGAGGAGGAUGCUGAGCGCAAAGGCAGGAAGAAGAAAAGACAGCCAAGGAAGACGGAGGACCCGAAGGAGAGCGGAAAGCCAGAGAAGAAGGGUGUUGGCUCAGAGAAGAAGGCUGGCCCUAAAAAGCAAAGGCAAGGCAGUCAAGACCAGGGCAAAGGCACCGCAGAGUUAGACAGACUGACACCCACGGGUGCCCAGACGCAGCCCUCGUGGCCCGCUGCGACGGAGAGCGGCCUCAGGGCCCCGGAGUCGGGGGAGCAGGUGAGUGGGCUGAGGGGCGAGGGGCGCAGACACAAAGAGAAAGAGCCCCCAAAAAAUGAACCCAAAGAAAAAUAUCAAAAAAGUUAUGAUUCAGAUAAGGAAGAAAGAACCCGAAGAGAGCCAAAGGGCCCGAAGACAGUUAAGGAAAUAAGAAACACAAUUGAUUUGCUUAAAAAAACUUCAGAGGAAAAAAACGAUGUUCCUGAAGCUAACCGAAACAAAGACACAGCGGCAGAUUGGAAAAGCACGGAAGAGCAGCCAAGCAGGGAGGGCAGACAGACGGUGAAAGACAGGAGGAGCGCACGGGAGGAGUGCGACACGUGGGCACACAUCGCCGCCGAGGGGGACCAGGAGCUGCUGGACAGCGUGCUCCACUCGGACGAGAACCCAGACGGCCGGCAUCAGAGCCUGGGCGUGGACUUGCAGCUGGAGUGGAUGAAGCUGGAAGAUUUCCAAAGGCACCUUGACGGGGGAGACGAGAGCUUCGCCAUAGCAGAUGCAAUUCCAAGCAAUUUGCUGAGAGACGCUGUCAAAAAUGGGGAUUACAUUACUGUAAAGGUUGCACUUAAUUCCAGUGAAGAAUAUGAUCUGGACCAAGAGGAUUCCAGUGGGAUGACACUGGUCAUGCUUGCUGCAGCAGGGGGACAGGACGACCUCCUGAGACUCCUCAUCACCAAAGGGGCCAAAGUGAACGGGCGGCAGAAGAACGGGACCACCGCGCUCAUCCACGCCGCGGAGAAGAACUUUCUGACGACAGUGGCGAUCCUCCUAGAAGCUGGUGCUUUUGUGAAUGUCCAGCAGAGCAACGGUGAGACCGCACUCAUGAAGGCCUGUAAAAGGGGAAAUUCCGAUAUUGUACGACUUGUAAUUGAAUGUGGAGCAGACUGCAAUAUUUUAUCAAAGCAUCAAAACAGUGCUUUGCAUUUUGCUAAGCAAAGCAACAACGUGCUUGUGUAUGAUUUGCUCAAGAGUCACUUGGAGACACUUUCAAGAGUGGCUGAAGAGACCAUAAAGGAUUAUUUUGAGGAUCGCCUCGUUCUGCUAGAACCUGUUUUCCCAAUAGCCUGUCACCGGCUCUGUGAAGGGCCAGACUUUUCCACCGAUUUCCAUUAUAAACCUCCACAGAACAUACCAGAAGGCUCUGGUGUUCUGCUCUUUAUCUUUCAUGCCAACUUCCUGGGUAAGGAAGUUAUUGCUCGGCUCUGCGGGCCAUGCAGCGUACAAGCUGUAGUGUUGAAUGAUAAAUUUCAACUUCCUGUUUUUCUGGACAGUCACUUUGUCUACUCCUUCAGCCCUGUCGCAGGCCCCAACAAGCUCUUCCUGCGACUGACCGAGGCUCCCGCAGCCAAGGUCAAGCUGCUGAUAGGCGCGUACCGAGUGCAGCUGCAGUGAGCACGAGGAAGGACUGGAUGAAGGCGUCUGCACGCUUAGCCUCAACUCUGGAAGCAGUCUGGGGUUCCACUGGCUGCCUUAAAAAUGUCCAGUUCUGUCUG